AUGGAGAUAUUUAAACUUGGUGAAGUGGGACCACCUAAAGAUGAUGAUUUUCAACGAUUUAAAACUAUGGCAAUGGAUGAAAAUCACUGGAAACGUCGUUAUCGAAAAAAGAAUACAGAAGUUUAUACUCGUUCAACUCCGCAUACUAGCAUGAAAAUGAUAAAAGUUGUAGCCAUUUUUCCAGAUAUAUCUUCUCAUAUCAUUUAUGAUAUGAUGCAUGAUAAUACUUAUCGAUCAUUAUGGGAUAAUACUAUGCGUGAAUCUACACCAAUUUGUCGAAUUACAUGGAAUUGUUAUAUUGAACAUUUUGGAUUCAGAGCACCAUUUGCUUUUUCAAAUCGUGAUUUUGUUUUAUUACGUGCAUGGAAACAAUAUGAACAUGAGUAUAUUAUUACAAUCGAUCUGUUUUUCAUAAGAAAGUACCACCAAGAUCAGAGUAUUUCAACAUCCUGUCAAUUAAUCUAUUUAACACAGAAUGAUCCUAGAGGUGAUAUUCCAUCAUGGGCUAUAAACUUAGCAACUACAAAAGUAUGUCCACGUCUUGUAAAAACACUUCAUCAAGCUGCUUUAAAAUAUCCUAUAUGGAAAGCUCAAAAUUAUCCAAAUUUUAAACCAUGGAGAAAUAUUGAACAACAAGAUAAAACAAUACCUGAAUUAUGUUCAAAUGAUAUAUUGAAUGAACCAGAUUUUUCAUUGAAAAAAAUUCAUGAGAAACGUGUUACCAAAGAGGGUGCAUUAAAAGAGAUUGGUUUACCAGUUGAUACAAAAAUUGAUGAAGAUAGUUCCUAG
Molecule: messenger RNA, 789 nt
Organism: Heterobilharzia americana
Lineage: Eukaryota; Metazoa; Platyhelminthes; Trematoda; Strigeidida; Schistosomatidae
Source: the annotation of a GenBank genome assembly